This is a messenger RNA of Microthlaspi erraticum, 639 nucleotides long. Lineage: Eukaryota; Viridiplantae; Streptophyta; Magnoliopsida; Brassicales; Brassicaceae. The record is from the annotation of a GenBank genome assembly.
AUGACUUUGUUCCCCACCAAGUUUGAAAAUGGGAAGAUUGAGUACAAGAUAAGGUACAAGGGGAGAUCAAGGCCAUUCUCUAGAGCCAAGGCCUUGGUGACUUCAGAACAGUCCAGGGACCCAACCAAGCUAAAGGAGCUUCUGUCUCAAGUCCUCACUAUCACCCUUGAUGGUGACAAAGGAGCCAGCUCGACCGACAGCUCGAUCGAGCUAGAAACAGGGCAACUCGAUCGAGUUCCACAACUCGACCGAGGCAGCGUUCACAAAGGAGGAGAUAACAAGAGGAGCAAGGAGAAUGCAAAGACACUAACCAAGGAAGAUGAGGAAGAGAUUGAGAGGUUGAGGGAAGAGAGAAGGACCAAGAGGAGGAAUGACCCAAUCAGCAGUGAGAGUGAAUUGGGAGAAUUCGAGAUUGGUGUGAACAUUGGAAGGGGAGAGAGUGAUGACUCUUCACAAGAGGAAGGAGAAGAGGUCAAUCAAGAGAUUGAGGAAGUGAGCAUGAGAGCAAUGAGAAUGUGCCCAUGGAGGAGGAGGAGUCAGAGGAAGAAGAGGAUGAGCUCCCCAUGUACCAAGAGCACUAUGAUGCUCUCUUCUCCAUGGACUUUGUGGAGACCAAGUACCCACAUGAUGACACAAUGA